AAUUUGGAAGUAUUUCCCACGCUGUGCAGACCCAGUAGAACUCCAGGAGAGUCUAAGUGAAGUCCCGGCAGCAUCAGCAAAAAUGGCUCCAUCAGCCAUGUCUGUGGCUCCAUCUUCCUCUCUCCGCCCCUCUAGUCUCUCCACAUCCCUCCUCUUCUUCCUCCUCUCCUGCUUUCUCCUCCUGUCAUGUCCUGGAUCGGUCCACGCAGGUUCAUCUGACACAAACUGCUCAGCUAGUGGAGACCCCUGUCAGGAAGGAGUGGUACUGCCCGUGUGGAACCCUCAGAACCCCUCUGUUGGGGACAAAGUGGCACGGGCCAUUGUUUACUUUGUAGCACUCAUCUAUAUGUUCCUGGGCAUGAGCAUUAUAGCGGACCGAUUCAUGUCUUCUAUAGAGGUCAUAACCUCCCAGGAGAAGGAAAUCACUAUAAAGAGGCCGAAUGGUGAGACCACCACAGCCACGGUCAGGAUCUGGAAUGAGACGGUUUCUAAUCUCACUCUAAUGGCCUUGGGUUCUAGUGCCCCCGAGAUACUGCUGUCCGUUAUUGAGGUGUGUGGUCACGGUUUCGAGGCUGGCUCUCUGGGUCCCAGCACCAUCGUGGGCAGUGCUGCCUUCAACAUGUUUGUUAUCAUCGCUCUGUGUGUGUACGUGGUUCCUGACGGUGAGACACGAAAAAUCAAACACCUUCGGGUGUUCUUCGUCACGGCGGCCUGGAGUAUCUUCGCCUACAUCUGGCUUUACCUGAUUCUGAGUGUGUUUUCCCCUGGAGAGGUGGAGGUAUGGGAGGCGGUGCUGACCUUCCUCUUCUUCCCCCUCUGCGUGGUCCAGGCCUGGGUGGCCGACCGUCGCCUCCUCUUCUACAAGUACGUCCGCAAGCGUUACCGCGCUGACAAGCACCGCGGCAUCAUCAUCGAGACCGAGGGAGGGGCGGACGGAGGGUUAGGAGGCAUGGAUGGAGGAGUAGGGGGUGGAGCACUGGGUCCGGGUGGGUUCACCAAGAUGGACAUGCUGGAGCUGGAUGGACAGAUGGCGUUGAACUGUCACAGCGGGAUGGACGGAGGGAUGAUGGAGGAGGGAGGAGCAAAGGACGAGGAGGACGAGGCCAGAAGGGACAUGGCGAGGACGCUAAAGGACCUGAAGCAGAGGCACCCGGAUAAAGACAUGGAGCAGCUGAUUGAGAUGGCUAACUAUCAGGUCCUGAUGCAGCAGCAGAAGAGCAGAGCAUUUUACCGUAUCCAGGCAACCAGGAUGAUGAUCGGAGCUGGCAACAUCCUCAAGAAGCACGCUGCCGACCAGGCUCGCAAGGUGGUGAGCAGCCAUGAGACUCAGGCCACGGAGGAUGACCCUCACACCAUCAGGAUGGAGUUUGAACCCUCUUUGUACCAGUGCUUUGAAAACUGUGGCUCCUUGAAAUUGACCGUUGCUAGACACGGAGGAGACCCUGGAGUUACUGUAAAGGUGGAUUAUCGCACCGAGGACGGUACCGCAAACGCAGGUUCAGAUUAUGAGUUUGCAGAGGGAACACUGCUGUUUAAGCCAGGAGAGACCCUCAAAGAGUUCUUUCUCCAACCUGCGUAA
Molecule: messenger RNA, 1579 nt
Organism: Morone saxatilis (striped sea-bass)
Lineage: Eukaryota; Metazoa; Chordata; Actinopteri; Moronidae
Product: sodium/calcium exchanger 3-like
Biological process (GO): sodium ion transmembrane transport; cell communication; calcium ion import across plasma membrane
Cellular component (GO): postsynapse; sarcolemma; axon
Molecular function (GO): calcium:sodium antiporter activity
Source: RefSeq, a predicted model, not a curated record